This is a messenger RNA of Carassius gibelio (silver crucian carp), 1217 nucleotides long. Its product is annotated as macrophage mannose receptor 1-like. The coding region runs from base 102 to 1217 and encodes 371 amino acids. The transcript is spliced from 4 exons. The record is from RefSeq and is a predicted model, not a curated record. Lineage: Eukaryota; Metazoa; Chordata; Actinopteri; Cypriniformes; Cyprinidae.
UCCUUUUACGCUGCUAAGAUGCUUUUUAAAAAGUUCAUAAUGUUUCACUUUAAGAUGAAAAUGAGAGAUUCUGAGUUUUUCAAUGUAUUUCUUCUUCAGAAAUGGAGCAAACUCUAUAUUUCAUUCUUCUUCUCGUUGCUCUCUGCUCCGUAUCUGAAUGUGUUCAGCGUCAGUAUCACUUUAUAAAUGAGAAGAAGACCUGGACUGAAGCUCAGAGAUACUGCAGAGAGAAUUACACAGAUCUGGCCACCGCUGACAACAUGAACGACAUGAACAAGCUGAUGAAGAGUGUGAUUGAUGUACGUUUCUGGAUUGGGCUGCAGAAGACGGGUCGUGAUCAAUGGCAUUGGUCUUCAGGUGAACCUGUUCUCUAUCUGAACUGGGUGACUGGACAACCACAACAUAACAAUUGUUCUAUGAUGAGAAAUGGAGAAUGGCAUGUUGUGGGAUGUGAUAGGUCCCUGACUUUCAUCUGCAGUUCGUCCAAUAACACGCACACAGGACUCGUCUUCAUCAAUCAGAAGAUGAACUGGAGAGACGCUCAGAGAUACUGCAGACAGAAUCACACUGAUCUGGUCAGUGUGAGAAACCAGGAUGAGAAUCAACAGAUUGAGAAGAUCAUGAAUGACAGUCUGAUAUCUGAAGCUUGGAUCGGUCUGUUCAGAGACUCAUGGCAGUGGUCAGAUCAGAGUAACUCUUCAUUCAGAAACUGGAACACUGGUGAACCUAAUAAUGUUGGAGGUGAUGAAAACUGUACAGCUGUUGAAAAGAGCGCUCGGGGACGAUGGUUAGACAUCUCUUGCACCAAUCAGCUUCCUUUACAUGAACGCCUAUUUCCUUUUGUGUGUCAUGAAGAUAAACUGAUUGUGAUCAGAGAGAAUCUGACGUGGUCUGAAGCUCUGAGAUACUGCAGACAGAAUCAUGUGGAUCUGGUCUCGGUUCAUUCACAAGAGAUUCAGCGUCGUGUGAUGAACGUGGUUAAACGAGCGUCUACUGCAGAGCUGUGGUUGGGUUUACGUCACUCUCAUAUUUUAGGCGUCUGGUUCUGGGUGAGUGGAGAGACCGUGUGCUAUCAGAACUGGGCUCCAGGGAACGGCACAUCAGAGGAGGACUGUGAACACACAGUGAGAUCUGGAGCAGUUCAGUCUGGAGGAGAUCAGCGCUGGAUCAGCCGUCCUGAAACUGACAAACUCAACUUCAUCUGCAGCAGAUAUUAA